Electrophorus electricus (electric eel) is the source of this 2122-nucleotide messenger RNA. RefSeq names its product info solute carrier family 35 member F2, like (gene slc35f2l). The record is from RefSeq and is a predicted model, not a curated record. Gene Ontology annotation, molecular function: transmembrane transporter activity. NCBI's taxonomy places the organism in Eukaryota, Metazoa, Chordata, Actinopteri, Gymnotiformes, Gymnotidae. Gene Ontology annotation, cellular component: membrane. Gene Ontology annotation, biological process: transmembrane transport.
UAGCUGUAUAUCAGUUCGGAUGAGGAAGAAUGAGACAUAACAAGAGAGAAACGGCGACAUGAGUCAUGUCCAACGCGAAUCCUUUUGCGGGAAAGUAUCCCAGAGACUGCGCCGCUUCAAAGCGGGAGAUGUUUUCACAUGGUCAUUACUCAAAACUGUGGUGAUGGGUCAAGUCCUGUCAGCACUGAUCUGUGGCACCGCGGUCACAUCCCAGUACCUGGCUUCAGACUACCGCCUAGACGUGCCCAUGCUACAGAGCUUUCUGAAUUAUGCUCUGCUGUGUGGCACCUAUACUACGGUGCUCAUUUUCAGAACAGGUGAUGGAAAUAUUUUGCAGAUAUUAAAGAAAAAAUGGUGGAAAUAUUUCUUGCUCGGAAUCGUGGAUGUGGAGGCAAAUUAUGCAGUGGUGAAAGCCUAUCAGUACACCACGUUAACCAGUAUACAGCUGUUGGACUGUUCUGUUAUCCCUGUGCUCAUGAUGCUAUCCUGGUUCUUCCUGAAGACGCGAUACAGAAUAAUUCACUACGUGGCCGUGUGUGUGUGUUUGGCCGGCGUCGGAACCAUGGUUGGAGCAGAUCUCCUCGCAGGCCGCGAUCAAGGAUCGACCAGUAACAUCCUGUUGGGAGACGGCCUGGUUAUCCUCAGUGCAGCUUUAUAUGCCAUCUCCAAUGUGUGUCAGGAGUACACAGUGAAGAACAGGAGUAGAGUGGAAUUCCUGGGAAUGCUGGGUCUCUUCGGAACACUGGUCAGCGGAAUACAGCUAGCUGCUUUAGAGCACAAGGCUGUGGCAAAAAUCCAGUGGAGAUGGGAAGUUGCCCUACUCCUGUGCACGUUCGCCGUGUGCAUGUAUGUGCUGUAUAGCUGCAUGCCCGUUGUCGUGAAGCUGAGCAGCGCCACGGCCGUCAACCUCUCCCUGCUCACGGCCGAUCUCUUCAGCCUGUUCUGUGGUCUCUUCCUCUUCCAGUACUCGUUCUCGGGUCUUUACGUUGUGUCAUUAGUUGUGAUCAUGGUGGGCUUUGUCACGUUCAACGCAAUCCCUUCGCCACUACCACCUCUGACUACUGAAAUGCAGUCGGAAGAAGGGGGGUAUGACAACCAGGCUGCUGAACUCGACCACGAGGGCCAAGCAGGUUCAGUGGCUGACAUCAUUUGUGAGAAAGAAAAGGACGAAACUCAAGGACAUUCAAGGAAAGCCAUGACUGUAAACGGUCAAGGACGUGUUAUAAGCAGUGCUAGGGUGUAGUUUGCAAACACCAAGGCAACAUUCAUACGACUUUCCGUUUUAACUCACUGUGACACUGAUGUUGCCUUUGAUGUCUACAUCUUUAAAGCAGCGGUAAGUAGUUUUGCGGUUUUUCGUAACUUCUGCCAGCUACCGCUGGCUUCAGCUACCUCCCUUCAAUCCCAUGCCCUCCAUCCAACACUGCAUCUAAAUCUCUGAACUGCAGACUCCUGCGCGCCGGUCUCACGGACUUUGGACUUAUGCUGUGUGACGUUUACUGAAGUGACCGAUGUCAUGUCAAAUUUGCGAGGCCUCCUGGCUGGAAGUAUAUAAAAAUGUAAGGAGACUUCAACAUGACUGAUAACAUUGAUGCCACUAUAUGAUAUCGGAAGCAAGAUGAAUGCAGCUGACACUGUUGCUGUUGUUUAUGUUCUUGUUGCUUCGAUAACCACUUGCACUUAGAGGCAGAGGAGGUUAUUUCCCUAUACUAUCCUUCAGACUAGCCCUCCAUUGGUAUGUCAUGUAUCUUAAUAGAUUACUGAAUAAGUUACAAAACUUAAAAGUUACAAUUAAACACACCUAUCAUCCUAUAUGGAAAAUCUUUUAAUUAAUAAAUCUGCGAUCAAAUCAUUCCUUUUUUUAUUUAUGUCAUCACAUCCGUGUCUGAGUAAUUCCACAAGCAAAGUGUCGGUGCACAGACCCUCCCUUUGCAUAACACUCUAUGUGUCUCUGGGCACAUGAGAAUCCUGGACAGACAGGCACAUCCGUCCCCUCACUCUACCUAUAUUUAUUUAUCAAGACAGAUAAGCCAGAAAAGACAGCUUCAAAUUUGAGUGUAAGAGCAUUUUGUUGGUUAAAACUGUAGUAGGAUUAGAAUUUCAAGUAAAAUUUAAAGCAAUU